UUCAUUCGCACCCGCACACAGCCUGCUUUGCCUUUCCCACAUGAAAACGAAAAGCAGCCACUUGGUGGAAAUUUUGUGACCAUCGUGCUGCGCUUAGAAAUCGUCCAAAUUCGCGUCGUCAUAUACCGAUCGAAAGCCACGAAUCCGGCGAAUCUUUUGCCACCUUUCUAGUGAAAAUCAAAUAGCGAGAAGUCCGCGAAAAAGGCCACCGAAAAAGGGCCGCCACUGUGAGUGUGUGUGACCAGAAGAAAAAAAAAUGCCCUGCCGCUGGAAGUGAAAAAUGCGCUCGCCAUUUUGACUCGGGCGACAGUUUUUGUACAAGUGCGCUUCGUCGUCGUGGUCGUGGUCCGCAUCCGGAUUUGCACACGUGCCCCAGCCCGUGGCUGCAGUACGUCCAGUCCUCCCCAACCGCCGCCUCUUCCAGUUUUCCCGUGCACACGUUGCGGCUACGGCACGUAGCAGUUUUUUUUUUUGUUUUUGGCGGUCCACCAGGUGAGCGGUAAGCGGCAACAACAACAGCUAUCCGGCUGCUGCCGCGCUCCCCCAUCAAAAAAUGGCGCAUUCGACGGGCGGAACUGUGAAGGCCGACGAGGUGAACUUCUUCUUUCGGGACGAGCACGGACAAAUUGCCAAGAUGCUAAAGCCGGCCCAAACCAAAUCGGAGAUGGAGGCCGGAGGAAAACCCGUGGCGGUGGUGUACGCCACCGGCUCAUCGGCGCGCAACAGCGGAAGUUCGAGCGGCAUUGGCAACGUGGGACGCAUGGGCGCCUUUAGUCAAAUGGGAUCCAGCAACCAGGGACAGUUCAUACGGCUACAGGACAACGGCCUGGUCAUUCCAAAAACAGAAGAUACUACGUACACAACCGUUUCGGCGCAGAAGACUUCAGGAACUGGCAGUGGACUGUACGACGUGAUAAAGGGAGAUCGCUAUGUAAAGUUUACGCCAAACAAUCCCAUGAAAAUCAAAUCAAAACUCCAUGCCAUUCAGAGCAACUCUUUGCACUCCAUGUCCGCCUCCUCAUCGUCCGUUCAAAGGAAGCGCAAGCCGGACAAGGCCGGCAAGGGAUUGCGCCACUUCUCGAUGAAGGUCUGCGAAAAGGUGCAGGAGAAGGGCAAAACCACCUACAACGAGGUGGCCGACGAACUGGUCGCCGAGGAGAUGAAGAACAAUGCGUACGAUAACAACUGUGAUCAAAAGAAUAUCCGACGUCGUGUCUACGAUGCACUUAACGUACUGAUGGCAAUCAAUGUUAUCUCCAAGGACAAGAAGGAGAUCCGCUGGAUAGGGCUUCCUGCCAAUUCGGCCGAGCAAUUUCUGGCCCUGGAGGAGGAAAACAGUCUGCGCCGCGAGCGCAUCAAGCAGAAGAACGAAAUGCUGCGCGAAAUGAUCAUGCAGCAUGUGGCGUUUAAGGGAUUGGUAGAGCGGAACAAGCGAAACGAAAGCCAGGGCGUGGUGCCUUCCCCGAAUGCCUCGAUCCAGCUGCCGUUCAUCAUCGUAAACACGCACAAGUCCACCAAAAUCAACUGCAGUGUGACCAACGACAAGUCCGAAUACAUAUUCAAGUUCGACAAGACCUUCGAAAUGCACGAUGACAUUGAGGUGCUCAAGCGCAUGGGGUUCCUGUUGGAUCUGGAUAAGGGCGAAUGCACGCCGGAGAACAUUGAACGAGUCAAGUCGUGGGUGCCUCCAAACCUCGCCAAAUACGUGGAAGCCUAUGGCACUGGAAAAACUGGAGAAAUCAUGAACGAAUCGGAGGAUGAGGACAACGAGUUCAACGGGUACCUGGAGUCCACCAAUGAAUCCCAGAGCUUUGCACAACACUCGACACAACAUACCACCGAUGCCGAGUUCAAGCUGGAGAUGGAUGAUGACGAGCUGGACGACGACAUCGAUUGAGCUGACUGUGCCGCCGACAUUGUGCCAGCCAUGGCCGAUGCGGAUGCGGAUGGAGGAGCAGAUGCAGAUGCGGAUGCGGAUGCGGAGGAUACAUUUAGUUUUACGUUUAUCAACGCUUUGUUAGGUUUGCCACGCCCCCCCGGUUAGGCGGGGCCACUCUCCAACCCAAUCCACUCCACUCCACACCCAAUCCGACCCACCCACACAUUUGGUUUUGUUUAAUUCUUAAUGAGACUCUAUUAAAUUAUACAGCUCGCAGCGACGAGAAAGGAAGAUUCGGUAGUUCAUGUAUGUACGUGUACUGUUCGCAUACACAGUUUGUACGUGUAUCAUUGAAGAUUUAUGUUUAAGCUCAAACGUUUUUAAAUAAUUUGUCUAGUUAAGCAGAACGCGUAUUUUAGUGCAAACCACAUUUCACAUUUGGCAAACCCGCGAAUGCACAGGCCCAAGCUAUACUGUUCACUCUCUUCUUAGUUGUUAUGAGUCUCCCUUUUCCCCACUUGCCUUUUCUUGUUUGGGUAGGCAUAAGUGAAAACGAUAAUGUUAUGGGUAAUUGUCUCUUAAUAAUAUAACAUACCAAAAUUGUACACAUAACAGCAAUGAAAUGCAAUUACUUUUAGAAUGCCACAAGCAGUUUAAACUGCAGACAAGAACGAACAUAUGAAAUAUGUUUAAUUUGCUUACACCUUUCGAUAAAACAAUCAUGUUUUAGUUUCUCAAAACCCACAUUUUAAGUUGACAAUGGAGAGCAGAUAAUUGCGAAAUAAUCAACCUACCUAAUUAGUAAUAAUAAAAUUAAAACGAGAUAUACAUUUUCAGAAUUUGUAUUUAUAUUAUUGAACCUUCUUCAAGUGAAUACAAAAGCAUACAAAUACAAAUACAAAUUAGUAGAAAGUCAAGAAUAAGGCGUUACCAAUUAAGUGUCGAUCAUGUAGUUGUGUAAUAAAUCGAAAUAAUUAAUUGCAUGGUUGCAAAAGGAAAUAACAAACAAGUAAGACGAAAUCGAACCGAGUGACGAGUUAAUAAAGUAAUUUGCAUAUUGUAAAAUAUGAUAAAUCAAGAA
Molecule: messenger RNA, 2960 nt
Organism: Drosophila gunungcola (fruit fly)
Lineage: Eukaryota; Metazoa; Arthropoda; Insecta; Diptera; Drosophilidae
Gene: Dp
Product: transcription factor Dp
Exons: 10
Coding region: 554-1897 (447 amino acids)
Biological process (GO): regulation of cell cycle; regulation of transcription by RNA polymerase II
Cellular component (GO): nucleus; transcription regulator complex
Molecular function (GO): RNA polymerase II transcription regulatory region sequence-specific DNA binding; DNA-binding transcription factor activity, RNA polymerase II-specific
Source: RefSeq, a predicted model, not a curated record